AUGGCAGAUAACCUCUCUGGCCUGGGGCGUGAAGUGGAGCGCCUAGUGACGGCUCCAUAUGCGCCCUCUCUCCAGGACCUACAUGCAUUUGUUCAAGGCUCUUCUACAGCUUCGUUGUCUUCAUGGGCCUCGCACAAGCCCUGCCAGGUUGGUGCUUUGGCUGAUAUUCUUGUCGACGGCCUGUCUCGUUCCAACUUCGCUCUGGACCUCGUUAGGGCUUUCGCCCGCCUCGAGCCUUUCCGUAAUGCUUUACUUGAACGCUAUCCCUGUAUGUUGGACCAAUUUCUCCAGAGGUCUGAAAAUGGUGAACCUCAGUACAUCGCGACAUGCGUUGCAAUGCUUUCUUCGCCUCUACCGCCCAACUACAUUGUCCCCGCACGCCUGGCAUCCUUUAUCACCCAUUUGGUUAACUCCAUAGGCGAAAGUCCCUGCGCCGAGACUAUUCUACCACUCUAUCAGCUGAUGACUGGCCUUCGAACCACUCCGCGAGUACUCCUUGAGGUUCCGUCAGAGAUCAUGUCUAACAUUCAAGUCGAGUUGACCAAAACACUUCGUAACCUCGAUGACCAUACAGGAAACCUUCUUUGCCUUGCAACAUUUGCGCAAAUAGCAUCUUCAAAUAAUUCCCAGAUGAACAACGGUCCAGAGCAAGGCCCAUCCUGGUUGCAGAAUGUCAAGCAUUUCUUCGGCCCCAAGCGAGGCUUAAAGACCUUGGACCUUGUCGUUCUGCGAGUUAUUUUCGCUUGCUCCGCCAGUUGCAAUAGCCUGACUGCCGAACAGGCAACUGAGAGUAUCCGUUUAGCUAUCGAAAUAUGUGGCAUUGUAGAGCCGGAGCAAAGAGAAUGCUGGAUUGGUGCCAACUCCACCAAAAUCGCCAAACUGUCCGAAAAGGUGACAAGGCCUGGCAUUGACCGGGGGGUGCAAAUUUUGGGCGCAACCUUUAUGGUUUCCCUUCUUCCAGCUUCUGCGUUGCCUCAUGGCAUCCCCGGACUAGCGCCCCAGUGGCUCUUACAUGAAGACACUGCUCGUGUACUCGAGCUCCUUCCAUUGACUUACAUCCCGCGGUUGGUGGAGGCAAACAUUGUGAGUAAUGGGUUGACUGGAAACUGUAAGCGUUCUAACUCACCUUUCAAGGUCUACUCAGGACAAUCGGUUGCAAGCGGGCUGCUGGACUACGUGAUCAGUGCAUUGCAGCCAAACCAAACAACUCGAGUUCCAAGUAUCAACAGAACCCAGAUUGCAAGGUCAAUCCUUGCUGGCCUGCAGAGUCUGGGGUCCCAGGUUCUUAGCUCCGCCGUUGCCGAAGUGGCGGUUAGACAGUGCCGGGAGAACAUCAACGGGCUGCUUGAGAUCUUCCCCCGGCGAUGCUCCGUAACUGCCUGCCGGCACUUCAACACCUGCCAAGCUGCGGCUGUCCAACUGGAGAAUGACCUGUUCAAUGAUCUGUUCAGCUUCUAUUUCCGGUCGGCACUUGCAAUGAAGUCGAGUGGCCAGCUCGACUACGCAACGGAGACGAAGGCCUUUGGGCUGUUCAUCUCUAGAGCCAAUGGAACUACAUCAAGCACUAAAUGUCAAUUCCGAGAAACAAAGCCACUUGAGCUCCGAGAUGCCUUUUCAUCCCUAAAAAUUCAAGACCAGUCACCCAGCUUAAGACAAGACUGGCGAACUGGGAUAGCCCAGACACUUGAAUGGAAUUCCCGUUUGGGCUAUGACAACAUGAUGCAAAAAAUUGAAGAGAUCUGCUACGACCUUGAAAAACGUUGCAAUGGCGUUGAAGCCCCGUUGAGGGCAGUUGAGGAUGAGCGCGACAGGCUACUCAGAGAGGCAGAGGAACUGAACUCUCACAACAAGCAACUGUAUUCAGAGUUAAAGCAGGCAUCUGGAACCACCUAUGAUCUCCAACAAGAUAUUUCGCGCCUAGAGUCUCAGGCAGAAACUGCAUCAAGCCGCAUCGACCAGCUGUCGGCCAGUCUUGAAACCGCACGGAAGGACCUCGACGACCAGCGACUCGAAUCGCAAGAGUCCGCUAACAGCGAGCGUGAACAAGCCCGAUCUAAAGAGUUGGAGCUGGUUGCUUCCCUAACUGAAAUGGAGGAAAAAUUGGAAGACUUACAAGAACAAAUCGUGGUUCAAAGAGGGGAGAAUGAUAGAGUGAUGGAGGAAUUGGAUAUGAUGGAUCAAGAAAAACUGGCCUAUUCAAAGAGGUGUGCAUCUGUAGAGCAACAGCUACUUGACCUGGAACGCGAGUUUGAAGCGCAGAUCGAAGAGACGCACAGACACAUGGGCCAGCAAAGUGAUCGAAUUGGCCAACUUCUAGCUGAUCGAGUCGAAGCCGAAAGUCGGGAGGAAUCGCUACAAGCUAAGUUAUCUGAGGAGGUUCUGGAAUCCGAAAGGCUCAAGACCGCUCUUCAGCAAUUAGAGGAAAGCCACAAAGCAGAAAUGGGCACCCUUCAGAAGCAUUCCGAGACACAGAUUUCCAAAAUGACCAUAGAGUCUGAAAAACUCAGGGAUGAAAUUGCUUCUCUUCAGGCCGGUAUGCAGGCAUCCGCAUCCAGUGCCACCAAAGAGCUCCACGCAAGAGAUAAAAGGAUCCACUACCUAGAGAAAAAGAUACAACACAUGCGGGAUGAACGAUCAGCUAAAGCACGGGAAUUCUCCGAGGCGCAACAACACAUCGGCCGGUUAAUGAGUGUAAUGGGAUUCAAACCGGAUCCUGCAAGUUCAAAGCCUCCCGGUGAGGAUACACAAAGCCAACAUGGUCGACAAACGGCGGAGUCGUUCGACCUCAAUGCAACCCCAACCCCGCCUGGGGAGCGCAGUCCCAAGAGGUCGCGGGAUUAUGCGUUUGCUUCGACCGAAUCACCAACGCCUUCUCACACAUCUGGGAAGAAAUCAAGGGAGUCGGUUUCUCGGCGCGGAACACAACAGCCCGGGGAGAGGAAAGUCCUGGAAGAUGCAACCCAAAAUAGCCAACCAAUUGCUCAGGCCAGCAGCAUACCUUGCUCCAGUCAACGAGAGAGUUUUCAAGGAGGCCAAGUAGGCGGGGUGACUGAUGAGAAUCGUCUGCAGGAAAUCGAUCUGGACAUGGAUUUGGAGUUCUCCAAGGACUUCCUGUUUACAAGCACUUCUGUUUCUGAGGUGAAUGACCACAGACCUCCACUGGGGACCCAGAGAUAA
This is a messenger RNA of Aspergillus melleus, 3177 nucleotides long. RefSeq lists its product as uncharacterized. The transcript is spliced from 8 exons. Bases 1 to 3177 code for a protein of 1058 amino acids. NCBI's taxonomy places the organism in Eukaryota, Fungi, Ascomycota, Eurotiomycetes, Eurotiales, Aspergillaceae. The record is from RefSeq and is a predicted model, not a curated record.